Molecule: messenger RNA, 2069 nt
Organism: Spinacia oleracea (spinach)
Lineage: Eukaryota; Viridiplantae; Streptophyta; Magnoliopsida; Caryophyllales; Amaranthaceae
Product: nuclear transport factor 2
Exons: 9
Coding region: 322-1731 (469 amino acids)
Cellular component (GO): cytosol; ribonucleoprotein complex
Molecular function (GO): mRNA binding
Source: RefSeq, a predicted model, not a curated record
AGCCUACAAACAAUUUUAAAAAAUAAUUUUGCACUCCAAUCAAGAAACACAAAAAGAUCCCAAAUUUAAAAGCUCAAUGAACACACUUUUCUUAAUUUAGUACCCAAAAAUAUUGAUUACUCCCAAAUUUAGCAUAAAUAUAUUUCUCCUUCAAUGAUCUCAUCACCAUCAUCCUUUUAGUUGCGCACAAUCACUUCUCUUUCGUUCUCUCCAUCACUGCGUUUACUGUUUCCAGAUCUCUGUCAUUCUCUUCUCUCUCCUCCGCCCUCUGCUUCAUCAAGAUCAAAUUCAGCGACACCCCAAUUAAUUAACAACAAUAAGAUGGCAAUGCAGGAGGCAAGUCCUGCCAGUACUCCAAGUGCUCAGGUUGUUGGCAAUGCUUUUGUGGAGCAGUAUUACCAAAUUCUUCAUCAAUCUCCAGAGUUGGUCUACAGAUUUUAUCAGGAAUCAAGCGUGCUGAGUCGUCCAGAGUCUAAUGGUGUUAUGACAUCUGUCACGACCAUGCCCGGAAUUAAUGAAAAAAUCGUGUCCUUGAAUUAUAAAGAUUAUAUUGCUGAGAUAAAGACCGCAGAUGCUCAGCAGUCCUACGGGAGUGGAGUUAUUGUUUUGGUUACUGGAUACUUAACUGGAAGGGACAAUCUCAGGAAGAAAUUUGCGCAAUCAUUCUUUUUGGCUCCUCAAGAGAAAGGCUUUUUUGUCCUGAAUGAUGUCUUCAGGUAUGUGGACGAUGAAGUCUCAACAGAACCAGCUUCAGAUCCAGUUAAUGUUAUUAAUGAGAAUGUGGAAGUAGCUCCACAGGCGUCAGAGCCAGAGCAGCCUUCUCAUGUUCAAGGCCAUAAUGGCCCAAGUCCUGAUUCCUCAUAUGAAGAAGAUCUUACUAAUGAGGCUGAAGUAUGUGAUCCUUCUGAUAAUGACGAUGGAUCAGUAAUUGAAGAAGAGAUUGUCGAGCCGCCAAUCCAGUUGACUCAGAGUGAGACAGUCACAGUCACCGUCACCUCUGAGCUGUCUGCAUCUCAAGAUGACGCACCCAAGAGAUCCUAUGCAUCAAUUUUGAAGGCUAUGAAUGCCAAUCCAUCACCUAAACCAUUCAAAGCACCUGCUACUAACAUCAAGGUCAAGCGUCCAAGUAGCAACCAGGAAGCAAUUGCAAAACCUGCUCCAGUGUCUGGGCCAUCAGCUUCAACCAGUGAAGCUGGUCCUGAAAAAAGCGAUGUACUCGUAGAAGCCGAAGGUCACUCUAUAUAUGUGCGGAAUUUGCCUCAAAAUGCAACAGCCGCGCAACUUGAGGAGGUCUUUUCAAAAUACGGGCCAAUUAAGCAAGGUGGUAUCCAAGUAAGAAGUAAUAAGCAGGGUUUCUGCUUUGGUUUUGUCGAGUUUGAAUCUGCGAGCUCCAUGAACUCCGCAAUUGAGGCCUCUCCCCUCAUGAUAGGGAGCCGUAAAGCUGUAAUAGAAGAGAAGAGAACUACAACUCGAGUCUCUGCUGCUGCAACCGCUAAUAAUGGAAGAGGGAGAUACCCAUCUUCAAGGGGUGGCUUUCGCAGUGAGAGCUUUAGAGGGCGUGGAAACUUUGGUGGAGGACGUGGUUAUGGAAGAAAUGACUUCAGAAGUCAGGGUGAGUUUUCAGGUAAACCUAGGGGUGGUGGAGCUGGAAGAGGCGCUGAGGGUUAUCAGCGAGUUGAUCAAAAUGGAACCGGAAACACUGGUCGUCAAGGACAAGACGGACAGAAGUAGAGAAAUUUUAGCCGCGGAAACCAAAAGUGAAGUGAAAGAGAUGAGGAACAAUAUUUUGUUUUGUUUGGUAUACAGUUGAAGAGUUUAUUUAUCAACUGUUAAUUUAGGCUUUAGGCACCACAGUAUACUUAAUCCUCUCGAUUGCGGCUUUUAUGUUUUUAUUUUUGGUUUCCUUUUUUUUUUAAUUAUUAUUUAGGAUUUUCAUUAUUUCCCAAUAAUAAUACACCAUUUUUCCCCUUUCCUUUUCAAAAAAGUAUUCUAGUAAUUCAUUUUUUUUUUAUGGAAUGACAUUUCACUUCUAAAAAUAUACUACAAGGUGUAUUUGAACUUUCUUGCUA